CCCUGCAGCCAGUGCGUCCGGAGCGCGACGGCGACAACAUGUUGGGCAUGAUCGGGAACUCGCUGUUCGGGGCCGUAGAGACAUGGCCUUGGCAGGUCCUGAGCAAAGGGGACAAGGAAGAAGUCACCUAUGAGGAAAGGACCUGUGAGGGAGGGAAGUUUGCCACAGUGGAAGUGACCGACAAGCCUGUGGAUGAGGCUCUGCGGGUGGCAAUGCCCAAAGUCGUGAAGUAUGUGGGAGGCACCAAUGACAAGGGAGCUUGGAUGGGGAUGACAGUCCCUGUUUCCUUUGCCGUGUUCCCCAGUGAAGAUGGCUCCCUGCAGAAGAAAUUAAAAGUCUGGUUCCGGAUUCCAAACCAAUUUCAGAGCAACCCGCCAAUUCCCAGUGACGAGAGCGUCAAGAUCGAGGAGCGGGACAGCAUCACGGUCUAUUCCACGCAGUUCGGUGGCUAUGCCAAGGAGGCAGACUACGUAGCUCACGCCGCCCGGCUGCGUGCCGCCCUGGAGGGCACAGCCACCUACCAGAAGGACGUCUACUUCUGCACCGGGUAUGACCCUCCCAUGAAGCCCUACGGGCGGCGCAACGAGAUCUGGCUGUUGAAGACAUGAGGGACGUGCUGGGCCAGGAGCUCCCCGGAAGUGUGUCUCUGUGUCCCCCACUCCGGGGGCUGGUGGGGACAGUGCUUCCUGAGUUCCAGCAGCAAUUCCAACUUAACCGACUUCCCCUCAAAGCCAUCUACUGCUAAUUUUUGAAAUAAGCAUGUUCUGUAUACUGAGGCUCUUCUCAUGGUGGGAAAUAACACAGCUGGGACAGGCAGCAUCCUUCUCAUUGAUUUAGAGAGUUCUGUGGUAGACCAGAAA
This is a messenger RNA of Propithecus coquereli (Coquerel's sifaka), 860 nucleotides long. It is a transcript of the gene HEBP1, whose product is annotated as heme binding protein 1. NCBI's taxonomy places the organism in Eukaryota, Metazoa, Chordata, Mammalia, Primates, Indriidae. The record is from RefSeq and is a predicted model, not a curated record. The transcript has 4 exons. The coding region runs from base 39 to 608 and encodes 189 amino acids.